This is a messenger RNA of [Candida] anglica, 3318 nucleotides long. The record is from the annotation of a GenBank genome assembly. Lineage: Eukaryota; Fungi; Ascomycota; Pichiomycetes; Serinales; Debaryomycetaceae.
AACACACACAUAGCAAUACAACCUUAUUAUUAUAUAUCAAAAGAGAUCAAUUAUAAGAGGUUGAUUUCGAAUAAUUGUACUAAAUAAACACAAACUUAGUGGUAUUGUCCUGAAUAGUCACAAUGGCCACAACACCUACGCCACCAUUUAAGGUGACCUCAAUCUUUGAGUACAAAUCGGACUAUGAUGAUGAUUUAUCGUUCCCAGUUGGAGUUGAGAUUACUGUUAUUGAGAUCGAGGAUGAUGAGUGGUAUUCUGGGAGCUAUGGGGGUAAAACAGGGAUGUUCCCCAAGAACUUUGUGACUUUAAUUGAGUCAUCAGAGACUAAGGAGGCGGAUCAUGUGGCGGAGUCACCGGCAACCCCUAAGGUUGAGCCAGUAAAGACUUUAGACCCAGAGGAAAACUUAAAGUCUUUAGAAGAAUCUCCCAAUGAACCAGUCAAUGAUUCAUUCAAGGAAUCACCUUCAAAGUCUCCAGUGGUGUCUACCAGCUCGAGUUCUACUGCCAAUCCAAUUUCUUCUCCUUCGAAGGCUACUGUAAAUCAAGCACUUCCCCGUGUACCUACUGGUGGUGGAUUGUUUCCUAACCAAAAGAUCCAUGAUCCUUAUUCUGUCAAGAAACAAUUCGUUGCCGCUCCAAAGUCUUCGUAUGUUCCUCAGAUAAAUCCUCGGGAUGAUUCUAAAGUGAUCCACAACUUUCAUAAUGAUUCCAAAUCACAUCCACCUCCGGUGAAUUCCAUAGUGAAUGAAAGCACUGCUGUAGAGGAAGAACCAGCUACUCCUCAGUUGUCCUUGAAGGAACGUAUUGCUCUUAUACAGAAACAACAACAAGAAGAAGCUGAGCGUGAAGCUGCAGCCAUCAAGAAGCAACAAGAGAGGAAAUUGAGAGAAAAGGAAAAGGCUGAAGAAAAGAAAAAGUUGGCUGAAGAAAAGAAAUUACAUGCAGAAGAGCAUAAGGAGGGAAUUGAACCCUCUGAUAUUUUGGACAGUUAUGCAGUAGAAGAGCAACCUGAAGGACACGCUCAUGAACAUGUUCUGCGAUUGGAUGAAGGGCAUGUUGAAUUGGCUGAACUGGAAGGGGCCACCAUUGAGCCAACUCUUGCGAACCUUAAAAAGUCUAUCGGCGAGUCCGAAGCUGCUGAGCAAGUACAUGUCCAUGGUGUAGAAGAAGAAGAAGAAGCAGAAGAAGAGGAAGAAGUUGGUGAAGAAGCCGGUGAUGAAGAAGGCUCAGAUGACGAAGAAUUAAGAAGAAAGAAACUUGUUGAGCGUAUGGCCAAGAUCUCUGGUGGUAGAAAUAUGUUUGGAAUGAUGGGUGGCAUGCUGCCAUUCGGACAAGCACCACCACCAAAGAAGGAGGUUCCAAAAAGGGAGAAGCCAAUUGAAACCCAAGUUUCCUCGGGUCCAACUUCCCCAGUUGCUCCUAUUGUGCAAAUCCCGGUUGUUCCGACUGAUCCAAGAGACUCCCGAGCUGCAGAAACCUCUUCGAUGGGUGAGGAAGAUGACUUCACAGAGUCAGAUACCAAAUUCGUAGAUGCUGGCGCAGUUCCAGUUCUUCCAGAAGUGGACCGUUCAACUGCGUUGAAGUCUUCCACUGACUCUUUGAAUGAAGAAGACUUGACUUCUGAGGAGGCGUCCGUUACCGAUAUUACUCCUCCUUCAAGUAAAAUUACUGAUCAAGUUGAUAUCGAUGGUACUGGGUAUGAUGCUGAUGAAGACUUAUCUGAUAAACCAAAAUCUGAUGCACCAGUAAGAAGAGAAUCUACAAGAAGCGUUCACUCAAAGAUUUCUGCUACAGAUAUUGAAGGUUCUAACAUCUCGUCAGCGGUUCCACCUAUUCCAUCUGGAAGACCACCGGUACCAGCACCUGCUCCAUUGGAUUCUCCAACUGUUCCUUCAGUACCGCCUCCAGCUACUCCAUCGACAGCUCCACCAGUAGCCGCACCACCAGUGCCAACCUCGGCUCCACCUAUUCCAACUGGGAGACCCCCAGUCCAAGAAUCAACUCCCUCAGUUCCACCCCCAAUGCCUCCAAUUCCAACAGGAAGACCACCGGUCUCCAUACAGCACACCGAGACUGAAGUUGUUACGCCUCCAAUUCCAAGAGAAUUGCCUAUUGCUUCUUCUACUCCUGGUGGACCUCCACCAGUUCCUUCAACGGCACCACCUUCAACUCUCCCACCACCACCACCUCCUCCCGUAAGUGAACCAACGUCAGAUGAGCACCUCUACGAUGAUGCCAAUGCAUCUUUUAUUGCUGAGGAUUCUGUCUCUGACUUUCAACAACCAAUUCGUGCAUCGACUACCCCAGGGCUUUUACCACCAUCUAUUCCUGAACAUGCACCACCACCUCCAUCGGACCUCCCACCUCCAAUGACAUCUCCUCAAAGGGCAGCUACCUCUGAUGUUGGGUUGAGUAGAAAUACCACUGGUUCCUCGAUAACUUCACUCAGAAGAAGCUCUACAGAUGCUGGAGCCACUCCUCUAAGAAGAACAUCUACUGAUUUGUCUAGAUCAGGGGAGGCUCAACUGCAAGCUCGCCAAUCUCUUCUUUCACUCGACCCAGAGAUGUUGCAUUCAACAAACUGGUGGCUUAAGGGAGACUUACCAGAAUCCUUAACGGGAAAAAUUGGUACCGACCUUGUAUAUGAAGUUGAAACAAAUACCAUCAAGAAGCGUGGAGGUAGAUCUGUUAUUUAUAGAGAUUAUUAUAUUCUCUUCCAUGAUCUUUCUCAAAUAGUAUUUGAAAUUGAAUAUGACUCUGAAGAUCCUCAGUCUACAGUGAAAUGGGAAUACCUGGCUAAGCCAGCUCCUACUGUUCGUAAGGAUUUAUUGGAUAAGUACUACCGUGAGUAUGGUUCUAAGAUUUUUGCAACUGCAAGCACGCUUCAAAGAGUUUCAUCGCCAUCUGAUGGGAUUGUUGUUUCAAUUCUUAACUCUCUCAAGGGUGCCCUCCUGGCUGUUGGCAACAAAUCUUUCGGUGUCACCGUUUACCGCAACACAAACAACCAUAACGUUGCGCGUAUUGAUGAUAUCAGACCAGGUGAUAUUUUGUGUAUCAAGCUGGGACAAUUCAUUCACAAAGGUGGUCCAUUUGGAAGUAACAAGACUGUACAUGUUGGGGAAGAUGAUCAUAUAUAUUCUGCAAUUAUUUCUGAAUUUGAUUUGAAGAAGGAAAAAUUCAGAGUCAUUGCUCUGGAUUCCAAUGGUAAUGUGCACAGGGAGAGUUAUAAAUUGGCUGAUAUGAAGAGUGGACGUCUUAGAGUAUUUAGAGUGGUAGGGCGUGGUUACAUUGGAUGGUAGAUAUUGAAUAAUAUAUAAG